Molecule: messenger RNA, 1446 nt
Organism: Ilex paraguariensis (yerba mate)
Lineage: Eukaryota; Viridiplantae; Streptophyta; Magnoliopsida; Aquifoliales; Aquifoliaceae
Source: the annotation of a GenBank genome assembly
AUGGUAUUUAAUAAUUGUUUCUAUAAUGCAAACUCUAAGGUAGUUUGCGUUGACAAUGAGAGGUUAGCCCUUCUCCAGUUCAAGCAAGAUCUCAGAGACCCUGCAAACCGGCUUUCCUCCUGGGUUGGUGAGAACUGCUGUAAAUGGAUGGGAGUUAUCUGUGAUAACGUGACCGGUCGUGUCAGUGAGAUUCACCUGCGCAAUCCAUACAUUAAACCUGUUGGUGAUUAUGAAACUAAAGCUGAAUCUGAAUCCGAAUACGAAUCUGAAAUUGAUGCUUAUUGGCGGUCUCAGUUACGUGGUAAAAUAAGCCCUGCGUUGCUUAAUUUGAAUCACCUCGAGCACUUGGACUUGAGCUGCAACCACUUUGAAGGGAUUAAAAUUCCGGGCUUCAUUGGUUCCCUCAAGAACUUGAGAUAUCUAAACCUUUCUCAGUCAAAUUUCGGGGGAGUCAUUCCAUAUCAACUUGGGAAUCUCUCGAGGUUGCGUUACCUCAGUCUCGAUGUCGCCGGUGCAAGUGCCGAGAACUUGCAAUGGCUUUCUGGUCUUCCUUUGUUGAAACACCUGGUUAUGAGUGGGGUGAACCUAAGCAAAGCAUUUGAUUGGUUAAAGGUGACAAACAACCUUCCUUCUUUGGUUGAACUAUACUUGUCCAAUUGUGAACUUACUUAUAUCCCUCAUCUACCAAAUAUUAACUUUACUUCACUUGCCAUCCUUGAUCUUUCAAGUAACAAUUUCGAAACUAUGCAACCAGGAGGGAUUUUUAGUUUGGGUAGUCUAGUUUCCUUAGACCUCAGUUUUUGCCAAUUGUAUGGUUCAAUUCCUGCUGUUCUUCGAAAUAUGACAAGCCUGAGAGAUCUCAAUUUGUACUACAAUUAUUUCAAUUCUACUAUACCAAACUGGUUGUAUGGUUUUAGCCAUCUCGAGUUCCUCAAUUUUGGGUUCAAUUCAUUGCAAGGUGAACUAUCCAGUGAUGUUAAAAACCUUACUUCCCUCGGGAGCAUUGACUUGUCAUACAAUCAACUUGAAGGGACACUACCUAGAUCAUGGGGAAAGCUUUGCAACUUGAAAAGAACUGAUUUCAAACGCAACAAAUUUGGUGGAGAUCUAUCACAAGUUCUCAAGAGUUUUUCUGGGUGUAUCUCGAACCGAUUGGAAUGGUUAAACUUGCGUUUGAAUGAGUUUUUGGGUCAUUUACCUGAUCAACUUGGCCAGUUUAGAAAUCUAGUCUACUUUUCUCUAUCAUAUAACUCUAUUUCCGGUCCCAUUCCAGUGUCCAUUGGAAGAUUAUCAUCUCUUACGAUAUUAGAUCUUUCUUUCAAUCAGUUGAAUGGAACGCUUCCUCAAAGUGUAGGGCAACUUGCAAAGCUGAGAGAGCUGAGAAUAUCUCGUAAUUUGUUGGAGGGUGUUGUGUCUGAGUUCACUUCUCUAAUCUCACAACAUUAA